CGUGCAAUGCCAACAACCUCGAGAUAACAAAAAUGCUGCUAGAGAUUGAUGAAAGCCUCGUAGAGAGGGUCAAUAAAGAUGGUUUCACACCUUUGCAUUUGGCGGCCAUGCAUGAAAUGCUCAAUUCCAAUUCUCAAUGAUUUUUCGGAUAAGGCUCCAAGAUAUUUCGACAUUCUAACACUAGGAAAAGAAACCGUCUUCCAUCUAGCUGUGGAACACAAAAAUAUACCAACGUUCUAUAUCGUGGCAGAGAGUCCCGAUAGAAACAAUCUUCUCCACCAGGUAGAUAGAUAUGACAACACCGUACUACACAUUGCGGUCAUGUCCAGCUGCUAUUCCGUGAUACUCUACAUCACUAUGAUACAACAAUAGAUCUCUACGUCAAAAACACUCGAGGACUGGAAGCGGUUGAUCUUAUCAAUGUCGACCAUGAAGAUUAUGGUAAGAUAUCCGGCUGGCUUAGAUUUGAUGCAAAACAAAUGCGAAAUCCUAUUUGUCCUCAACAAGGAAACCAUAACAUUGGGAAUAUACCUGAAUAUAAAAUGCAAAUGUUUGAAACC
Arabidopsis thaliana (thale cress) is the source of this 560-nucleotide messenger RNA. RefSeq names its product Ankyrin-repeat containing protein. The coding region runs from base 79 to 372 and encodes 97 amino acids. Lineage: Eukaryota; Viridiplantae; Streptophyta; Magnoliopsida; Brassicales; Brassicaceae. The record is from RefSeq and is marked reviewed. The transcript is spliced from 2 exons.